Molecule: messenger RNA, 779 nt
Organism: Lactuca saligna
Lineage: Eukaryota; Viridiplantae; Streptophyta; Magnoliopsida; Asterales; Asteraceae
Source: the annotation of a GenBank genome assembly
CGCUUCCAAUUAGCAUGAAACAAGCCUAGGGUCUUCUUCUUCCUUUCUCUCUCUCUAACCUAAAACCCAUCUUCUUCCUUCUAGCAUUUCUCGUCGUUACAUCCAUUGGCGCCAUCGCCACCAUCAUGCCGCUCUGUCUCCCUCCGUUUCUCAAUCCGAUGUCGCCGCUAUACUUUAUUCUUCCGGUACAACCGGAUUGAGGAUCUACGAAUUCCCCAAAAAUCCUUGUUGAAUACAUGCCUCUCGAAUCAAAUCAGGUAGAGGAGGACCUCGAGGUGAACCUAUUUCGCAUAUUAUAUCCCAUCCCUAUUCGUGUCAAUAAUACCUUCGGUGGUAGUUCUGUUGGUUCUGGCUCCGACGACUUCUAUCAGAAAGUAGUUGUGAAAUUGGGUGUACACAACGAUAAAGAAAAACAGAGGGCUAUGAAAGCAACUUCCAGCCUUGCAGGCUUAUUACCUGUUAGCGGUUGCUUUUACCAUCAUUUACAAAAACUAAACAGCAUCCUUAGAACAUCUCAGUGUAGGUUGGAACUUACUGCUGCAGAAAAGGAUGGAUUUUUCUCUGAGAUAAAUAUGGCUAUUGCUAGGAACCAUGGACUAGAAGUGCAGUUCAUUGGACUCAGUUUCUUGAGUCACUGGUGUCUGAAUUUUCUCCAUCAUGUUAUUGAUUAUCUUAAGGUUUUUCAUUUUGUUUAUCAUCAUCUCAUUAAACCAUUUCCUAUAACAACAUAUUUUCAGGAGCUGUUUAUUUUCUUUUCUCAUUAUGUCCUGUAUGGGUAA